This is a messenger RNA of Laetiporus sulphureus 93-53, 1527 nucleotides long. RefSeq lists its product as uncharacterized. The record is from RefSeq and is a predicted model, not a curated record. The transcript has 3 exons. Bases 1 to 1527 code for a protein of 508 amino acids. Lineage: Eukaryota; Fungi; Basidiomycota; Agaricomycetes; Polyporales; Laetiporaceae.
AUGCUGCCCUCCCCUGUCCGAUCUGCGCUCGACAUCAAGCUUGCUUUAGACCAUGCUUCAAAGUAUCUCGAGCCUAUCGGGAUGUGCAGAACGAAGAUGAACCUCUGGGAAAGGCACUACUCUGGCGAUUACGAAGAGUUCAGUGAAAGCGAGUCCAUCGAGGAUGCGAAAUCUGAGUCAAGAAACGAGCAGGGCACCGAGACCUCGACUACUGACAGAGCAGCUGCAAGCGAAGAUAACAAGGACCGGACCGGUAUCCGACGUUUAAAGAAGCUCUAUGCUAACCGGGAUCCGCCUCUCAAGGACGGCGUCCUAGGAAAGCCGUUCAGUCUUGACAUCACGCGUGCAGGCUGCGAGUUCUCUGGAGAGAUCGUGCCCCAGCCCUCAAUCGAUCAAUCCGGCGAAAACGACAUGAAAGUGAACGACAACCGCGUGUCGCAAUGGUUCGAAAAUGCGACAGUCUCUCCCUUCGGAGACGUUCAAGCACAAGAGAACAAGGUCGACGAGAACGUUCGCAAUGCUCGAGAGAUUCUCGCCUCAGAGUUCCGUGUGUCCCCGGACUUUCUUCAAGAAAUCGCGACGAUCUGGGACCAGAAUUUUCUGCCACCUGGGGUGCGCGUUGAGCCAUACAAGAUCCAUUUGUAUGGGCCAGGCGGGAAAUUCCGCACGCACAAGGACACCCCGGAGAAGGGUCUUGUGGGGACGUUCCUCGUCGGUCUCGGAGAUUCGACACCUGGUGACGGCCACUUGAAGGUUCUCGACGAUUAUUACAGGGCCGAUGCGGGGACUUGGGUAGCGUUCCACCCGAGUGUUCCACAUGCAGUCACUCGCAUCGAGCACGGGUAUCGCGCCGUCAUCGCCUUCAAAGUUUUCAAGCGGGAGCCCGUGCCUGGUGAGGAAGCAAUAACUGCACCCCAUGACAGCUUGCAAGAGAAGACGCGCAGUGAGAUGGAACAUGCGUUUGCCGCGAUGCAUGCGCCGUUCGGACUCUUGCUCGAACAUCAAUACUGCAUGGGAACGACCGAGUUCAACGGGUUCGACAGCAUGCUGCGCGACGCGGCGGUGAAGGUCGCGCAGAAGCAUGGUGGGGAGGUGCAUUUUCUCCCUGUCCUGACUAUGUUCGACGGAUAUUACUAUAUCGACAGUGUCAGGAGCGGUCCACCUCAGUCCAAGGCACCAGUGUACCCCCUGACAGAGGCGCACGUGAAUGCGAUUCUGCAGGUGUUCCGCAGCAAGGACGUGCAGUCCAGGUAUGGGGAAUACAACCAAGGCAACCGUAGGCUUGAAAUCACUAAGCUCGACGUGAACACGGGGCAAGAGUGGCUCAACUCGCUCGAAGACGUGCCCUUCUAUGCCUUGGAUUUUGAAAAGAAUUCCCUGGUCUGGAAAGAGGAGAUUGACGAAGGGGCAGAGUACACGGGCAAUGAAGCGAGACCGGCGACUGAGGACAGCAUCUAUCUGUCUUAUGCAAUGGUCGUGAUUGCUGAGGAGGAAGAUGGUGAGGAGAGAGAGUCCGAGAACGAGUAG